This is a messenger RNA of Adelges cooleyi (spruce gall adelgid), 2531 nucleotides long. RefSeq names its product THO complex subunit 1 (gene Hpr1). The transcript is spliced from 15 exons. Gene Ontology annotation, biological process: regulation of DNA-templated transcription elongation; signal transduction; mRNA export from nucleus. NCBI's taxonomy places the organism in Eukaryota, Metazoa, Arthropoda, Insecta, Hemiptera, Adelgidae. Gene Ontology annotation, molecular function: protein binding. The coding region runs from base 445 to 2427 and encodes 660 amino acids. The record is from RefSeq and is a predicted model, not a curated record. Gene Ontology annotation, cellular component: THO complex part of transcription export complex.
ACAAUUGUACUUUUAAAACAGUUGGCACAACAUACGUGAGAUUAAAGUUUAAAAAAAAAAACAAAUUCGUAUUUACAACUUUUUCGUGACAAGUGACAACAAUCCAAAUAUUUGUAAUGACUCAACACAUUUAACACAAAUAAUGGUUUAAUCACAGAAUAGCCAGAACUAUAUUAUAUACGUGGUUGUACAGUCACCGGUGGAAUGUUCCUAAUCUGUUAACUGUAAUUUGUGAAAUAACGUUGCCCAUUGGUCAAUCCGAAUGAUAAUCAUGAUAAAAUAAAUAGCUGCAAAUACUAUAAACAUAGAUAUCUAUGAUUGACUCAGAAUUUCCCCUCCAAUAACAGUGUUUUCCAAAUUAAGAAAUCAAAAUAGCAUUAUUCUGAAACGAUGUCUACACUGAUAAUUGAAAUGUAACGUGAAAUUGAACUGAAGAUCAUCGAAAUGGCAAUCGGUAGUUAUAGGGAGGAGUUAAAAACAAUUUUAAAGGUGCCAAAUGUAUCUACAAUAAAUGCUAUUAAAGAUGUAGUAAAAGAAAAUCAUAAUUUUAAUCUCGGUGAUGCUGAUAGACGUUCAAUAUUGGAUCAAGUUUUAAGAUGUUAUGUUUUGGAUGUGGUUUUAUCCAAGCCACCAAAUAUUUAUGACCUUUGUAAGAAGUGGACAUCAUUUACAAUUGAUCUUGUGCGAAAUGAAAUGUGUACUGCCAUUAUGCCAGUAGUUAUAUUAUCGGACAUGUUCGACGUGACAACGUUGGAUUGUUGUGAGAAAAUGUUUGACCAUGUUGAAUCAAAUGUUCACUUGCUUAAGGAACCUCAGUUCUUUACAGCAUGUAAAAAUAACUUACUACGGAUGUGUAAUGAUUUAUUACGUCGUCUAUCGAGAUCCCGAAACACCGUGUUCUGUGGACGUAUCUUAUUGUUUUUAGCCAAAUUUUUUCCUUUCUCAGAAAGAUCAGGUUUAAAUAUUGUAAGCGAGUUUAAUUUGGAAAAUACGACGGAAUAUUUGAGCGAAAGUAAUUUUGAACAAAUUGAAGAUAUAAUACAAGAUUCAAAUAUAGCAGAUGAAUCAAAAACAGACUUUGAUAUUGAAAAGGUAAAUGUUAACAAAAAUCUAUAUUUGAAAUUUUGGUCGCUACAAGACUACUUUAGAAAUCCUAACCAAUGUUACAAACCAGAUCAUUGGAAAUUAUUUACAACACAUACAGAUUUCAUUUUCUCAACUUUCCAAAGUCAUAAAUUAGAACAUGUCAAUAGAAUGAAUAAUGAUAAUGUUGAACAGAAUAUGCACUACUUUCCGAAAUAUUUAACAAACCAUAAGCUUUUGGAAUUGCAAUUGAGCGAUGUCAACUUUAGGCGUUAUAUUCUUAUUCAAUUUUUGUUAUUAUUUCAAUACUUGGAUGCACCAGUCAAGUUUAAACCUGAUAAUUUCAAAUUGAAAUCCGAUCAACUUGAAUGGAUUAAGAACGCCACCAAUACAAUUUACGAUCUCAUAAUCAAUACGCCUCCUGAUGGCAUAAAUUUUUCCCAAGUGGUGAAAAAUAUAUUACAGAGAGAAGAACAAUGGAAUAAAUGGAAAAAUGAUGGAUGUCCAGAAGUCACGAAAAGACCUUUAUCUGCUGGUAAUGAAAUCGAUAUGCCAGCACCCAAAAGGAGACCUCGUAGAAAUUUGGGAGAUGUAAUGAAAAAUAUGGCUGCUAAUAACAAAGUUUUCCUUGGAGAUCCGGAUUUAACAAAAUUGUGGAAUUCUAAACCAAACAAUUUGGAAGCUUGCAAAGGUCCCGAAAGGGAUUUUUUACCAUCAUUUGAUUCAUUUUUUCAAGAAGCAUUUGAGCAACUGGAUCCUGAGCUAUGUAUCGAAAAUCAAUUUAGGAAAGUUAAUGAUGGUAAUUUUGGAUGGCGGGCUUUGAGACUAUUAGCACGAAAAAGCCCACAUUUUUUUGCUCAGAGCAACAAUCCUAUUCAUAAACUUUCUGAAUAUUUAGAAAUUAUGAUUAAAAAAACUAUGAGCAAAGAAAAACAAAACCCAGUAAACCAAGGCUCAGAAAAACGAUUGUCUCCAAGCAAAGAAAUUGAAUCAAAAAAAGAAUCUUUAACUGAAUCUGAAGAAGUUGAAAUUACCGAUGGAAGUCAUGAUGAAAAUGAAAAUGAUAAUAAUGUUGAAGUAGAAGACAAAAACAAAAUUCCAAAACAUAUUAUUGAACAAGUAGCAGCUGCAAUAGGAGAAAAAUGGAAUUUGCUUGCUGAAAAAUUUGGAUAUCAGCCAGAUGAGAUUGAAUUUGUAAAAAGUAUAAGAACUACACCAUUAGACCAAGCUUUAUAUUUAUUAGAAGUAUGGAUGUAUGACGCAGAAAAUCUUAAACCACAAGAUCUUGUUUAUAUAUUGGAAGAAAUUAAUUUAGUAGAUGCAGCUAAUAUACUCAAAUUAUAAUAUUUUAAUAAAACUAUUAAAGUUUAAUUUAAUUUUGACUACAAAUUUCCUUAAAACUUUGUUUAACGGUAAUAUUCUAAAACUAUAAGGUUAUUUCUAUAUGU